Molecule: messenger RNA, 1317 nt
Organism: Vigna unguiculata (cowpea)
Lineage: Eukaryota; Viridiplantae; Streptophyta; Magnoliopsida; Fabales; Fabaceae
Gene: NFU4
Product: NFU domain protein 4
Biological process (GO): iron-sulfur cluster assembly
Cellular component (GO): mitochondrion
Molecular function (GO): iron ion binding; iron-sulfur cluster binding
Source: RefSeq, a predicted model, not a curated record
GAAUGGCGAAGGUUAGGGUCUGAGAAAGUGUUGUUCAACCAUUGGAACCAUGAGAGGUAGUGCUACCAGUCUCUGGCGAUUGGCAAGACGAGCGCGUCUUCCAUUCCAACCACCCGCGCACUUUAGCAAUAACAACACUGCGCUCUCUAUCGCACGCCGCCUCUGCGCAACCGCGCCCUUCCGCCGCAAUGAUUUCUCCUCUUCCCGCCAUCCACCACCCUUUCGAUUCUCCACCGGGCAACGUAGGACCAUGUUCAUCCAAACGCAGGCCACGCCCAAUCCCUCCUCUCUCAUGUUUUAUCCCGACAAGCCUGUCAUGCAGGUUGGAAGCGCCGACUUCCCCAACCCUCGCUCCGCCAUGAAUUCUCCCCUCGCCAAAUCGCUCUUCGCAAUCGACGGCGUUACUCGCGUUUUCUUUGGAUCCGAUUUCGUUACCGUUACGAAAUCGGAAGACGCUGCCUGGGAAUUUCUGAAACCCGAGGUCUUUGCCGCUAUUAUGGAUUUCUACUCUUCCGGUCAGCCUCUCUUUUUAGAUUCUCAAGCCGCCGCCGCCAUGGACACCGCUAUCCACCAAGAUGAUUCUGAAACAGUCGCGAUGAUCAAGGAGCUGUUAGAGACUCGAAUUCGGCCAGCAGUGCAAGAUGAUGGUGGGGACAUCGUAUAUAGAGGUUUUGACCCAGAUACUGGAAUAGUAAAACUUAAAAUGCAAGGGGCAUGCAGUGGUUGCCCAAGUUCAUCAGUGACUCUGAAAUCAGGCAUUGAAAAUAUGCUGAUGCAUUAUGUUCCUGAGGUCAAGGGUGUGGAACAAGAAAUGGAUGCCCAGGAUGAUGAAGCAACAUUAAGUGGACAAAUGAGUAGUUGAACUUUUGUUGUUUUUGCUCAAAAAAGCUACCUGCAUUUAGUCUCGUCAUGCAUGGAUUUCACACUCGACGGAGCCAAUGCAACGGCAGCACGGGAUAGAAACAAAAGUCAGUGUACUAAAAUUACAUAUUUAAUAAACCGUGAGUUGGAUACAUUGUAGUAGGCAUGAAAUCAUCAUUCCAAGAUACUUGGAUCUUGCUGACAUAGGAUGAAGGUAAAUUAAUAACACAAUGCACAAUGUCAUUACACAGAGACCAGGUCCUGUACCAAUAUUUUUCGGCCCCUUAGCUAUGAUUCUUGGUCAUUUGUUCAUGUUGAGGUUGUUGGAAUAGUACAAGGCACUGUUUGUCCGUUGCAUGUCUUCAGACACACCCCUAUUUCAUCCUUGUAGUGUUCGAAUAUGUUAUCCCACAUUUUACUUCUCAUAUACAUGACCUAUUUAGGUAUUGGAGGUUA